GAAAAUGCCCAGUAUGGGGACCACAUCUGGUUCGAGGCCAGCGUCUCUGGAGACUUCUGCUACGUCGGGGAGCAGUACUGCAUCGCCAAGUCCCUGGUGAGUCCUAGGGGUCGGAUCUGGUCCCGGCAUAGGGAGCCGGCGAGUCGGGCCAUCCGGGAGUCCAACGUGGUCCGACACCACUGGGUCCACAGGAGGCGCCAGACGGGGAAGUGCCGACAGUGUGGGAAGGGCUUCCAGCAGAAGUUCUCAUUCCAUAGCAAAGAGAUCGUCGCCAUCAGCUGCUCCUGGUGCAAGCAGGCGGUGAGUCCAUGGUGUUUAACCCCACUGUGUUUAACUCCCACUGGCGUUUAA
Messenger RNA from Menidia menidia (Atlantic silverside), 351 nucleotides. Lineage: Eukaryota; Metazoa; Chordata; Actinopteri; Atheriniformes; Atherinopsidae. The record is from the annotation of a GenBank genome assembly.